CAAAACGACUUAGGGCAGAGUCGUCUGAUUUCUGCAAUUUGGAUUCCACUGAAACACGAACUCCCUCUGCGCGCUCUCUCUCCGUAGCACACUACCUUUUCCCCACCAAAAUCCCAUCUCAAAGUCUCCGAAUUUCGAACCCGAACAUGCACGGAGAAGGCGGGGACCGUCGAAAGGAGAGGAUGAAAAGCGACUGCAGGAAGAUCAUGGAGAGCAUCAAUGCAAUGUGUUUCGAAAACCUGAACGACGAGCAGGUGCACUCGCUGGUGCUGAUGCGGGAAAUCGCGCGCGGAGUUUUGACUAAUCGGGUCGAGAAGGUAACCUCCAGCGACGUCAAAAAGGCCUUGUCUUCGAGCAUUGAGAAGAUGGUGGAUUCUUCUAGGGAGGUGGCGAACAUUUUGGGUGGGAUUUCGUGUGAUGGGUUGGGUACGGACGAUGUCAAAAAGGUGACGAGUAUGAAGGAGAUUGCAAUGGGGAUUGUGAGCAAACGACCCAGAGUUGUAACCAUGCUGGGUUGUGAGCCUGGUGAACUGGGUGAUGGAGUUGAUGAUUAUGAUGUAAGUGAAAAGAAUGUGUGGAGUGGAGGGAUAGAAAGCGAGUUUAGAAAUGAGGAUGGGACCCCAAGUGAGUUGGGGGAAAGCCCGGUUUAUGGGGUAACACAUGCGUCCAAUGGGAAUUCCCAGUUGGAAGGACUAGAGUCUGAGAGGACGAUUGGUGAAGAUAUGUAUGCAGCAGUGGAAGCAGUUUCCAAAGAUGAAGACGGUUGGACAGCGAUGGGAGGAAGUGUUGCGGACGCAAUGAUGAAUGCUGGCCAUGAGGAGCACUUUGGCAGGGUUGAAGGGUUGAUGUUCGAAGAUGAUUGCCUCGUGGUGGUAGCUGAUGAGUUUGGGAGUGAAGAUUGUCAAGUUGGGGUGCAGAAUUCUUUGUCACAGUCAACCCGUCAGCACCCUUUUUUGUGGCCUUCAGAUGACGGGAUAAACUUAGAGUGGGUUUGCGGCAUGAUGUCUGCUCUUGAGCAGUCACCAGAGAAUUUUCAAUCAGUGUUGUCAGUUUCUUUGGUGGAUAAAUUGAUUGAUACUGCUUCAAGUAUCCUUUGCAAGGAGCCGAACUGUGUGGCAGUUGAUUGUCAUAAAGAGGAUUCAAGAGUUGUUGUAGUUGGCGACAUUCAUGGACAGUUUCGUGAUUUACUCCAUCUCUUUGAACAUGCUGGGUUUCCCUCUGACAACCAAUUUUAUGUUUUCAAUGGAAAUUAUGUUAAUAGAGGAGCAUCGGGCUUAGAUGUGUUUAUGGUCUUGUUGGCUUGGAAGGUCUUGAUGCCUUCUAGAGUAUAUCUACUUCGUGGGAACCAGGAGUCUAAAUAUUGCACAUCUAUUUGGGGUUUUGAGGCAGAGGUUAAGGCUAAAAUCGGUGAUCAAGGUGAAUAUGUCUAUAAUAAAUGUCUUGACUGCUUUAAAGAGCUCCCUUUGGCUUCGAUCAUAGCCAAUUGUGUAUAUACCACCCAUGGAGGUCUUUUUCGGAGCAUGUGUACUACCCCUUCGAGAAGAUCCAAAAGAAAGAGGGAAGAAAAGCUGGAACUAGGUUGUUUAGAAGAUUUAUCUAAAGUUGAAAGAUCUCUUAUAGAUGCUCCAGAUGAAGGACCAAAUAUAUUACUGACUGAUGUGCUAUGGUCUGAUCCAUCAAAGGAAGAUGGUUUAGUUGAAAAAACAUUUCGAGAACGGGGUCUUUGGUGGGGUCCUGAUUGUACUGAGGCUUUUCUAAAACAAUCCAAGUUAAAGUUGAUCAUUCGAUCACAUGAAGGCCCAGAUGUAAGGGCGGAUCAAGAUGAAUUUGGUGACAUGCUAAGUGGGUACAGUUUGGAUCAUGCCGGAGACUCGGGGAAACUGUACACACUGUUUAGUGCUGCAAAUUAUUCACAGUUCGAUAAGAAGAGGUAUAACAAUGAAGGGGUCUAUGCUCUUUUGGAGCCUCCUAAUUUUCAAUCUCCUUCCUUCCACUCAUUCAUGGCUGCAGGGAGGCCAAAGGUAGAUGCUUAUGUUGAUAAUGGUGACAAAGGUUUGGUCGUUGUUGGUGAACCAGACUUGGCAUCAGUGUCUGCAACUGGUGCCACCUCUUUGUCUCAAACAUCUGUUCCACCUUGUAGUAGUUCUGAGGUUAACUUCGAGGCGUUGGGCAUUUCUAAUCCCCCUUCUUGCAGUGUUAUGGUGGCAGAUGAUGCAGGUGGCACCCAACUUGUCCAAGUUCCAAAGGCUCCUGUGGUGGAAGGAUUGCCUCUGCCUUCUGACUUACAGGUGCUAGAUCUUUCAGGAGCCGCACAAAGCUGCUUAUAAGUAUUUCUUGGAGCUAAUUGCUGGUCUGAAGCAUAUGAUUUCAACAAGGGAAGUUCAGACUGGGACGAAUGAGUCAACCAUGCAAAAGAGAGCUCGGCAUCAAAUAGAGACGCCACAAGAGGUCAACUUGAAACCUGAGGAGUAGACACGACAUGUUAUGAAUUACUAGAGAGAACAGCCGGCUUUGAUGGUGUCUGGGUGGCUGGGACAAUAGCUGGUAUUCAUCUGAUUUCUUUUCGAAAGAGAAAUGCAUAGGUGCAAGAUGCAGAUUCACAAGUAUGAUUGAUUGGCAACUUGGCAACACUUCUGAAAUGAGGUUCCCUGGACAGGUCCUGGCUAUCCAUCACAAUUACUAGACACCCAUUACGUUGCUGAACUCAAGCAACCCAAGCUGGUUCGCGAUACCGUCUCUUAAUAGUCGAAUGGACCACAGCAUGAAGAAGCUGCUGAAUCAAGAAGCUACUGCAGGUUGUGAAAGGUGGGUACAAUUGGAGUUUUCCCUUUUACUGAUCCAAGCAGUGAGCCAGCAACCACUGGUGUUCUUACGGUAUGCAAGCAGUUGCUCUGAUAUUGCCCUUUAUGAAGAGCUGGAAAGAUCGAGCAAGAACUCGUGGAAUUUCGUGCUAUUGGGACAAUGCCUAUUGAAGUCUCCUGCAACAACGAACUUGUUUUGAAGGGCGACUACAAAUCUAAGACGAUUUGGUUUGUCAUGGAGGAUGUUGAACACAAUUGAAACGGUUGGCUUGAUGGCUUUGAAACGUCAAAAUUUUUUAUCUUGUAGUGUUAGAGAUUAGUCAUUGCUCUUAUGUCCAUUUUCCUCCUUCGUUGUAAAUGAUAGUGGACUGCCUGUCCUCUAUACACAAUUGUACAAACGAUGCGUACUCACGGCGUUUCCAAGCCGCAUAAACUCGUGUUUUACGACGCA
This is a messenger RNA of Malus domestica (apple), 3252 nucleotides long. RefSeq names its product serine/threonine-protein phosphatase 7-like. Lineage: Eukaryota; Viridiplantae; Streptophyta; Magnoliopsida; Rosales; Rosaceae. The record is from RefSeq and is a predicted model, not a curated record. Gene Ontology annotation, molecular function: hydrolase activity.